AUGGAGCAGGUGCUGAUAGAGGAACACGCCCUGGAGCAGCAGAAAGCUCUCGCCUCUGGUCCCUCAGAGGACACUGCCUUUGACCAGCGUGCUCGUCGGAAGCUUCUCAAAGCUGAGCUUCCCGAGUAUGUCCUGGACUUUGGCUACGUCAUUCUCGGGAACAUCCACACACACAUCAUGAAGAUCACCAACACCAGGCAGUUCCCUGUGUCCUUUCACACUGACGGACGUGUCCUGUGUGACACAGGUUUCAGCGUGGACCUGGACCAUGUGAAGCACCUGCCCUGCUGCAAGACCAAGACAUUCGAAGUGCGCUUCGACCCACCAAGUGCCAACCUGCCACUGGGAGCGGUGGACGUGCUCCUGCCCAUCAAGGCAGCCAGAGGCCCCACGUUUCAUGUCCGCCUCCGUGCCAACGUGACUGUGCCGUCCCUCUGCCUCUCCAGGGACAGACCGGAGUUCACUGUCCAGUGUGGGCAGUGCCAGGAAGAAACCAUGCAGCUCCACAAUCACCUCCAGGUCCCCUGUAAAUGGUUCAUCACCAUGAAUGAGCCUGUUAAGAAGGUGGACAAACCUUUGCCAGUGAGGGUGCAUCAGAAGCUGCUGCAGGAGUUGAAGGCCAAGCCCUGUGUCUUCAAGGGGCUGCCUUCGGCUGGAGCCCUGGCCCCAGGACAGCGCUGCAACGUGCGAGUCAGGCUUUCCCUGCCAGAAGAGAAGUCCUACAGAAGCAAGCUGAAGGUUAACAUUUGCCAGAGCAGCCAGCCCCUCCAGCUGCAGGUCUCGGGGCAGGGGCUGGAGCCACAGCUGGAGUUGAGCCCCGCAGUGCUCGAGCUGGGAGCGGUGCUGCCGUACAGCCGUGGGGCGGAGGGGACGGUGGUGGUGAAGAACCCAUGCGAGUUCCCCAUCGAGUUUUACUUGCUGGAGUUCGACCAGCAGUACCUUGCUGAGGAGCAGAUCCUGCGGAUGCUCAAGGACUAUGAUUGCCACAACGCCUUCUUGCUGCCUCCGCAUGCCCCGGGUGAGAAGCUGCCCCCAGAGGUGCUGGAGUACUAUCAGGACCAGAAAAGACUGCAGGAUGAGCAGGCAAAGCACAAGACUGGGGAACCAGCAGGCCAGGACAACGCAAACUUUGAAGAUGUCCAGUCUGUGUCAGAUCAAGGAGGAAAGCACUCUGCUGGGAUUGUUCACACCAUCUCAUCCCAUAACUCAGUCAUUCCCUCCUCCAUUUUUGAGGAAAGCCAGUCCAGCAAGGUGGACUCUGAAGUUGAAUGUGGAGAGGAGGAGGAGGAGGAGGAAGGUGCUGAAGAAAGAUGUGGAACAGGUAAUAACGCAAAGCCCUUCACCUAUUUUAUGAGGGACAGCAAGACCCUGGUGCUGCAAAAUAGCGCCCCACUGCCCGUGGCCUGGCGGGUCAGUGGGCUGGAAAACCUCGGCGAGGACUUCUCCGCGUCACAAGAUGAGGGAAUCGUUGCUCCCCACACGGAGUUUGGUGUGCAUCUCUAUUUCAAGGCCACGAAGGCUCUAAGCAUUAAGAAGAUGAUCCGACUAGAGGUUUCAGGUGCAGAAAACAUGCUGGGGAUCGUUCAGAUUGAAAAUAUCCAAAUCCUUGCGGAGGUCUAUGGUGUUGCUCUGAGCAUCAGCAUGUCUAAAGGUGCGGGUGGCAGCGUGGAUUUUGGGAUGCUUAAGGUCCUGGAUGAUGCAAAGCAAGUGCUGACUCUGAAGAACCAAGGGAAGUACGAGAUUGCGUGCAGUUUCAAGCUGGAAACCGUGGAUACCGACAUACGCGACUUGGCAUCCCACUUCAGUCUCCAGCCGCAGAAGGGCAUGCUGACUGCCUCCGGGCACCCCGUGCAGGUCCGGCUGCUCUUCCACCCCAAGAUGGAAAUGAACAUUGAGGACAAACCCAUCCUGCAGUGCCAGGUGAUUGAGCCCAGCAUCUGUGAAGGAGGUGAGACCAUUGCCAUCGUCCCAGUAAGGGUGACAGCGAAAGCCCCGUUCAGCAAGUCCAGCACUUACCCUGCCUCGCUCAUCAACUUCAGUGCCAUGAUGAACGGCAAGAGGAAAACCUGCACCUUCUAUCGCAAGCCGAGUCCUAAAGCCCGGGGUUAA
Gavia stellata (red-throated loon) is the source of this 2109-nucleotide messenger RNA. Its product is annotated as hydrocephalus-inducing protein homolog. Bases 1 to 2109 code for a protein of 702 amino acids. NCBI's taxonomy places the organism in Eukaryota, Metazoa, Chordata, Aves, Gaviiformes, Gaviidae. Gene Ontology annotation, cellular component: axoneme. Gene Ontology annotation, biological process: axonemal central apparatus assembly; cilium movement. The transcript is spliced from 13 exons. The record is from RefSeq and is a predicted model, not a curated record.